AUGGAUUAUUUGCGCAGAGUUAUCGCUAAAACUCCAGCAUACGAGCCACUGGAGGAUUCACCGGAAGAUGACGCCGGAUCGGUAGAGGAACGACAACGGCCAUGGGCUCGCUUUUCGAGGCUGGAGUAUGCUGUCUUCUUCAUACUAGGAGUUGCGAUGCUAUGGGCCUGGAACAUGUUCCUCGCCGCCGCACCGUACUUCCACAGUCGCUUUGAAUCGAAUGAAUGGGCUGCAACACAUUACCAGUCCUCCAUAUUGUCCGUUUCGACCGUCACCAACCUCGCCUCCGCAUACACCUUUGCCCGAAUCCAGAAAAAUGUUUCCUACCCGUGGCGAAUUACACUCUCGCUGCUGAUCAACAGCGCCAUCUUCACCUUGUUGGCUUUCUCCACGGUCCUUUUGACAGAUGUUUCUGUUAAGGUAUACUUUGCUUUCGUUAUGGUCAUGGUUUUUGGGACUAGCUUCGCCACCGGACUCAACCAAAACGGCGUUUUCGCCUAUGUCGCUGGCUUUGGUCGGGAGGAAUAUAUGCAAGCUAUCAUGAGUGGACAGGGUAUCUCCGGUGUCUUGCCGUGCAUUAUACAAAUUCUCUCUGUUUUGGCAGUGCCAAAGAAUGCCUCUGGUGGGCCGCAGGGAUCUUCGCCGAAAUCCGCAUUCAUCUACUUCCUCACUGCGACUGGUGUCUCCGUACUUACAUUGUUGGUUUUCUUGUACCUCCUCAGGAACCGACCGAGUCCCAACCCGAAAACCAACAAUGACGACGAUGAGGAUACGGCUCUGGUUGAGGGCACCGAAGACAAAUCCGUCAGUCUUUGGACCCUGUUUCUUAAACUCCGGCAUUUGGCCUGUGCCGUGUUCUUGGUUUUCACUGUCACUAUGAUGAUCUUCCCUGUAUACACUUCCCGAAUUCUUUCGGUCAAUGACCCGAGCAAAUCGCGGUUGUACGAUGCCCCAGUCUUCAUUCCCCUCGCGUUUCUAUUCUGGAACAUCGGUGAUCUUGCCGGGCGAAUUGCUGUGGCCAUUCCGCAGCUGUCUCUCAGCCACCGCCCGUGGCUAGCCCUCGUUCUGUCGUUCUUGCGACUUGGGUUCAUCCCGCUUUAUCUGCUAUGCAACAUCAAUGGCCAAGGAGCGUCGGUGAAAAGUGACAUUUUCUAUCUUUUCAUUGUGCAAUUUUUCUUUGGCAUAACCAACGGAUACCUGGCAUCGAGUUGCAUGAUGGGUGCUAGCUUUUGGGUAUCUGCAGAUGAACGGCAUGCGGCGGGAGGAUUUAUGGGCACGAUGCUGGUCGGAGGCCUGGCUGCUGGUAGCUUGCUUAGCUUCGUGGUAGCCAGUUGA
Penicillium cosmopolitanum is the source of this 1335-nucleotide messenger RNA. RefSeq names its product nucleoside transmembrane transporter FUN26. The transcript is spliced from 2 exons. Lineage: Eukaryota; Fungi; Ascomycota; Eurotiomycetes; Eurotiales; Aspergillaceae. Gene Ontology annotation, biological process: nucleoside transmembrane transport. Gene Ontology annotation, cellular component: plasma membrane; fungal-type vacuole membrane. Bases 1 to 1335 code for a protein of 444 amino acids. Gene Ontology annotation, molecular function: nucleobase transmembrane transporter activity; nicotinamide riboside transmembrane transporter activity. The record is from RefSeq and is a predicted model, not a curated record.